Molecule: messenger RNA, 540 nt
Organism: Acaulospora colombiana
Lineage: Eukaryota; Fungi; Glomeromycota; Glomeromycetes; Diversisporales; Acaulosporaceae
Source: the annotation of a GenBank genome assembly
ACACGACCUCUGACUAUGGCAAGAUCGAAGCCAACGAGCGAUUCUGGCAGGACCACGCAUCCUUACACUACUUUGGCGUGAUGAACGAAGCUCUUUCUGUCACCGCAGAUCCUUCUCCCACUCACCCUCUAUCCCAAAUUUAUUUCCUCGAGAGCUACCGACUCCACUCUGGUGACUGGUACGACUUUGACAAGGCAGUCGAUACCCUCCGUCGUAUACCCAACCUGAAGCGCGUCACUGUCCCCACCUUUUUGAAUAGCUGGCCUGCGCAACAAAAAGAAAAGAUGCUGGCGUUAUAUCAGCAAGAGACCCUACGCAAGGUCGAGUUUGCGCACCAUUAUGGCGUCACAAUGUCUUACGAAAGGCGAAGGACCUAUCCCGACAUCCCUCUACCCGAACUCAUCAUUGGUGGAACCCUCGAGGGCAUGGUCAUGACAUGCUUUAUCUACCACAAGUUGACUGGUGGAAAUGCGCUCACCGAAUCUCUCAUGCCUCAUUUGAUCACAUUAGAAAUCGCGGCAGUCGCCUUGACUCUUAUUC